Messenger RNA from Tetrahymena thermophila SB210, 549 nucleotides. Its product is annotated as transmembrane protein, putative. The record is from RefSeq and is a predicted model, not a curated record. The transcript is spliced from 2 exons. NCBI's taxonomy places the organism in Eukaryota, Ciliophora, Oligohymenophorea, Hymenostomatida, Tetrahymenidae.
AUGACUCUUAAUAUAUGGGUUUUUGUUUAUCAUUCACAAAAUGCCAUACUUAGCAAACUGUUUAAAUUAAUUAAAUGCUAAAAUUUUGAUACUUAGUCUUUUGUUACUGAUCAUUUAUCUUAGUAUUGUGAUGCUACAUAGCUUAAACUCUCAUAUUAUGUUUUUGCUCCAUUAUACAUUUUAUCACUUUUAAUUCCACAAACACUCUUUCUAUACAAGUUACAUCAAAGGCGCUAUUUUUUAAAGAAUUAUAAAAAUAUAAUUAUCUAUGGAUUCUUUGCAUAGGAAUAUAAAUAAAAGUUUUUCUUUUGGGACUAAGUAAAACUUACUUACAAAACAAUAUUGGGUAUUAUAGCUAUGUUUUCUUAUUAGUUUAAUUAACUAUAACCCGUUUUAUCAAUUAUAGCUUCUCUCACAUAUAGUCUAUUUCUGCUGAUAUGUAAAUAUUUAUUUUAUUUUAAUUUAAUAAUUUUUUUAUUCAAUUCCUAAUUUUAUUUAUUUUUUAAAUUUAGGUUAGCCCUACAAAAAGAAUUAACUCAACUAAAUUGA